CACACACACACACACACACACACACACACACACACACACACACACACACACACAUUAAUACACUUUGAACUUCGCGAGACGGGCUGAAAAGUGUGCAUCCUGCUUUCCAUAUCUGCUUUGAUCACCAUUUCAAGUCUUGAGAGAGUUUUUUCCAAAGCCUGGACGCUAGCAACACUUCUGGAUGGCGAGACAUUUGAAGCAGGAAUGGAACAUUUGAAUAAGAGUCUGGGGAAGGUUUCAAUAGGAGUGCCAACUAAGCCUUCUAUUUUCACAUUUGUACCUGUGGUGCGGAAAUUACCAAUUGCAAGUCUUGUAAUUGAAGAAGAGAUAUCUGGAGCUCUGACAGGAAAACCAAAUAAGAACUUAGCUGUGUCCUAUGAGGAGAAGACCACGGAGACCAUGUCAGACGGGAAUAUUUUCAAAGUAGAGAAAGUCUUUAUCAAGGACUCUGUGGAGGGAAGAGCAGGAAACACAAUCCAACCAGGAACAAAACCUCAAUUAAAACCGUCACUGGAUCACGUGAGCCUCUCUCAAACCAAAGCCUCUCCUUCAGUCAGCGCUCAGUCUGAAAAUACGCUCAACCACGUGGCUGCCGGGACAGCCUCUAUGGAAACAGCUGUUGAUAAACACAGGGGCAUUUCCCAGCGGCAGUGUCACGAUACUGCUGGACUUUCUGAGGUUAGCUCGGGUUUCUUUACAAAUAGAGCGUCUGUGUCAGAGGACAGAUCAAGCCCCACGAACUCUGCAGACCUGUUCCCCACCCCGACUUCAUCCAGAGAGUCCAUCCUCUCAGAGGGCUCGGACAGAGAGAAGAGCUGGUCCGCCGUGCAGCUCUCCUCUGUCACCUCUCCUGUCUCUUUCAGUGGCACUGUCUCUCCCUGCUCAUCUGUCCUGUCUGGUAUCUUCUCUCCUGCUAUCGUCCAGAUCAAGAGGCACUUUCUCGCGCCUGGCUCUAGUCUGAUUGACACCCCUCAAACCUGUUUCUCCUCCUGCGAGAGCCUGUCCUCUUCUGUCUGUCCCCAGUCCCCUCCUCCCCGGCACCGGCCUCCUCUCACCCGACUCUCCCUCCUCACUGCCAUCCUCAGAAAAGGCCGUCUUCCUGUUCUGUCUCCCACUCUGCAGAGGCCUUACACCCCCUGCUGGCCUGUCAGCCCUGUGACCCUGUCCUUCUGUAACGCGUGCUCAGCAGCCUCUAGCGUGGCCUCCAUCCCCCUGGAGUUUUCCUCCCAGUUCUCCUCAUCAGCGUCUAUAGAUAGUCAAAGCCACGUUCACAGGGAGCCUAAUAGAUGCAUCACUGCUCCUCCGCCUGUGCAGUCAAAUGAGCUCAGCAGAGUGUGCCCUCAAACUCAAGUGAAAAGAUACUCGGAGCAGAUUCGCUCGAGCAGCGCACCAAGGUGGGAGCAGGUUAUUUCACCCCUGGCAGUGCAGAGCAGCACAUUAACUCGAACUCCGCUACCUGUGUUUUGCUCAAACUUUGAAUCUGUUUCUCCACCAAAGCAUGAAGAAACAGACUGUGCAACUCCCAAAAAACUGCAACACACACACACCUCUAUUUUGAAGUCCCCUGAGCUGAAGUCCAGCACCACUCACACGUACCCCAAGGGCAAUGCAGAUAAUAACCUUAAAAAACUAAUUUCCCCAUCCUCUCAACUUAUUAAUCAAAAAGAGACCUCUGCGCCCCAGAAAUGGAAUCACCGGCCAAAUUCAUCUCUUUCAAGGCUUCACUUGCUUUCUCAACAGCUGAGAUCCUCCCCUUCCAGCCCUACUCAGCUUCAGUCUUCUCGCUCACCCGGUGUCACGCGCACAAGCACGGCAUCACCUCUGCCAUAUUUACAGAACACAGCAGGAAGCUGUGAAUCAGGGAGGAGCUGGCCUGAUUCCAAAAAUGCCACACCACACAAAGCCCACUGUCUGUCUCCUUCCCGCUACACACCCAUUGCUUUCUCUGGAUGGCUAUCACCCACCAACUCCCCUACGCCUACGCCUACGCCUACGCCUACGCCCUCUCCGGCUCCUCCACCAAUCAGAGACCUCACCCCAUCCCCUUCUCUCUCCUUGCGCUCCACGCCCUCCCCAAGGCCGGGGAGUGGAAUAUCAGACUGCAGUGACAGGGAGGGUAAAAAAAGAAAGACACACAAGAUUAAGUUAAGCUACAAAUCACUUGCUGCAAUUCCCACAAACACCCUUCUGUUGGAUCAGCAGGCAAUAGACGAGCAGGUAGAGAGAGAAGAGAGUCCGUGUCACACGCUGGGCCGAGGUGUUACAUUGGACAGAGGUGUUGCAGACACCCACGCUGAGAUGUGCUCACCCGCUCAGCUCCGUCAACAGUCAGAGGAACUUUAUGCAGUUAUUGAUGAAAUAUUGGCAAAUUCCAUUCCAGAAGGCAAAACAUCCCAGUCACUGCAGUCCUCCAGAUCAUCGACUCCCAGCGCUGGUCUGCAGCAGAACAACUCAUCAUUUCCGAAAUCCUUGGGACGUGAAACCAAAUACGCAUCUUUAUGCAGCUUGCACCCAUCUACCGGUGUGGAAAGAAACCUUAUGCAUCCUAAAAAGACGAAACCCGGGGUUAUUCGCCCAAUGACGGCCAUUCCAAGAAUGACAGUGGGGGAUGAAGAAGAAUUUCAUCCAAACCCCUUCAGCCAGUUUGACGUCAAGAAAACCUUAACUGACAACAAAAAGGCGCAGAGUAAGAGUCUCGAAGAGGCAGGAAACUAUUUUUACACAAGUUCAACGUUGAGAGAGGAGAUGAAACCUGAAAGAAGAACUCCGUUCUCAGUAUGUGACCUGCAGAUUACAGAGCCUGAAGACCAGAUCAGUCACCCCGUAAAAGAUGGUUCAUCCUCCUUCAGUCCAACUGAGGGGCGGAUGGAAGCUUUUGAAACUCAUAUUUAAAGCAUUAACACUAAAGCAUAACUCUUCCUAACUCUCUUUUUCAAUGAACAGUUAUCUGCUUAGACACAAUCGGUAUUGAAGAUCUUUACAUUCACAUUAUUGAAUGAGUAUGUAGCAAUAUGUAUGGCUGCGUGUUAAACCAGGGUUUAAUAUGCCUUACAGAGGAGAUAAAAAUGCAUGCAACUGACCUUUCCCUAAGCUCUGCCUCCUUAGUUACUGUUGCUAUGGCUGCCAAGCUUUCCACUGACAUACACAGUUUGCAGUGAUAACUGGUGGCAGAUUUACCACUCAAAUUCACUCAAACAAUGGGUCCCUAAGUUUAGAUAGAGAUAGACAAAAAGAGGCCUCUCCAUUUGAGCCAUCAGCCAUCUGUGGCCAGCUGGCUAUACGUUUUACACUGUCUCUGCCAGUUAAUGUUUUUAUUUGUUUCUUUUUAAAACAAGAACCCUGCAAAUGGGGUCUUAUUUAUGUUUUUGAUGGCAACAUGCAGGCCAGUCUGCGUUGUCACAACAAAUUGGGGGUAUGCGGAUGUCCGAACCCUUGCAUACCAGUGGACGCAGAAAGUGUUAUUCCUGCUUAAGGAGACGUUCAUACAAAUAGCUGGGGCAGUGACAGGCUGCUUUUCAGUUCUAGCUCAACUUUAUGCAAAUGUCCUCUAGCACAAAGUGUCAGCCAAUCGAGAGCUAAUCACACUUGUUUUAUGCCUGAAGAAAUAGAAGCACAAAUUUGUUCUCUGCUCCACUUGUAAAAUGGCAAUGCUGAUCAAUCUUGCCAGCUCAAACACCGUUCUUGUAUUUAAAACAAUUUCAACAAUGUGAAUGAAAAAAAAACUUUACUCUGAGGAUACUGUACAAGAAGUGAACAUCUUGUGGCGGUUACGUCAGAGCACAACUGUCCAGUCAAAGCUGCAAAUAUAAAUUACACACUCAACACACCAUCAGAGCUACAGCCUCAUGAGAGGGUUAUAUUAGAAAAGAACUAGCUCAUACAACGUAUUGUUCAACCACAUGGGAAGACUAAAGUGUUUAUGCCUGAUCUAAACACACUCGAAGGUGUUGUGAAAAGCAGGCAGGAGCGAGACAAAGGCACAGGGCUGGUCUAGAGAAGGUGAGAUGGCGCUUUUUCAUGCUCAUGUUAUGAACUAACUAAAUGAAACAACUAGAAGAACAAAAUGUUUCUGUCAACCUGGAGGUUUCAUUGCCUUCCUGCAGGUCUGACCAUUUUCAGGGUUUAACUGGUCAGACUGCACAAACGUUUAGAGAAUUACACUAAAGUGGUUAAAAAAGGCUAUCAACUUUCAGUUGUUUCCCCAUUAUAACCUGUAUGGUAUAUAUUAUAUAUAAUAUUUGAUAGCCAGUCCGAUAAAUAUGAGCACUCUACAGGUGGACAUGGUUCUGAACAAGAAAGGAUGGAGGAAGAGGGAGCAGGAACCAGCAAAGAUCCAAUUAGACGUAAAUUAGAACAAUGCACCAUUCAUAUAAUCAGGUUGGACAACUUCACUCAAGUUUAUUACCUUUAUUAUACGUUUCAUUUAUUUUUGCAUUACAAUAAAUAGAAUGACUAAUGUGUUGCAUAAUACACCGCAUUUGUAUUUCCCUGUUGUUAAAUGUCAAGGUUGGAUUAUUAACCAUGAAUUUAAUGAACAUGAUAUAAUUUACAGUAUAAAUAUGCAAAUAACAGUGCACAUUCUCUGACAGUCUCUCCUGGAAGGCAAAGUGAAAAGUACAAAUGAAAAGUGACAGAAAUAGUUGUGUAAAAGAUUUUUGAGAGAAGCCCCUGCUGACUUUCUCACCUCCACAGAGCCGGCCAAUUACAGCAUGUGGAGAAAUCUAAAGCUUGACAGACCUGCUGCACUGGUUGCUAAGCUAUGAUUCGACAAUUGUUGUUUUUGGGGAUGGAUUUAGUGAACGGUCAAUUGGUGCAAGACAUCGAACAGCAAAGACAUUAAGAUCAACUGGCACAGAUUUUUAAAUAAAAAAGAAAAUACUAUUUUAAUAUAAUUAAAUGAUUGAAAGAAAAAUGGUAUGUAAUAAAGGACUUCCCUAUCUCC
Molecule: messenger RNA, 4942 nt
Organism: Dicentrarchus labrax (European seabass)
Lineage: Eukaryota; Metazoa; Chordata; Actinopteri; Moronidae
Gene: mlip
Product: muscular LMNA-interacting protein
Exons: 12
Coding region: 205-2892 (895 amino acids)
Biological process (GO): negative regulation of transcription by RNA polymerase II
Cellular component (GO): nuclear envelope; PML body; sarcolemma
Molecular function (GO): transcription corepressor activity; lamin binding
Source: RefSeq, a predicted model, not a curated record